Perognathus longimembris pacificus (Pacific pocket mouse) is the source of this 375-nucleotide messenger RNA. It is a transcript of the gene Ly6g6d, whose product is annotated as lymphocyte antigen 6 family member G6D. The transcript is spliced from 3 exons. Gene Ontology annotation, molecular function: acetylcholine receptor inhibitor activity. NCBI's taxonomy places the organism in Eukaryota, Metazoa, Chordata, Mammalia, Rodentia, Heteromyidae. The record is from RefSeq and is a predicted model, not a curated record. Gene Ontology annotation, cellular component: external side of plasma membrane. Gene Ontology annotation, biological process: acetylcholine receptor signaling pathway.
AUGUCACCCAAAAAAAGGUGAAACCGCAUGCGGUGCUAUGACUGUGGUGGGGGCCCCAGUAACUCCUGCAAAGAGACGGUGGUCACCUGCGGCGAGGGCGAGCGCUGUGGCUUCCUGGAUCGCAAACCCCAAGCAGGCCCGGCACAGAGCAAGCUGUCUGGGAACCCCUCAGUGCAUGCAGCCUGUGUGGCCAUCCAUCAUUGCAAUCAAGUGGAAACAGAGUCAGUGGGAGAUGUGACUUACACCACACACAAGAACUGCUGCUUCGGAGACCUGUGCAACAGUGCCGUGGCACGCACCGGAAGUCCCAUCUGCAUCUUGGCUGUAGCAGCCACCACCCUGGCCUGGCUGUUGCCAGGACUGUGGAGUGGGUAA